Messenger RNA from Triticum turgidum subsp. durum (durum wheat), 846 nucleotides. NCBI's taxonomy places the organism in Eukaryota, Viridiplantae, Streptophyta, Magnoliopsida, Poales, Poaceae. The record is from the annotation of a GenBank genome assembly.
AUGCCCAAACAGUUCCCGCUGAUCCAGACGAAGAUCGUCGAUUUCUUCAAGAUCCAGCGGCGCCCGGCGUUCGCGGCCGCCGAGCCGCCGGAGGGGAAGAAGAGGAAGCGGAAGGCCGCCAGCGCGCUGGUGGUGUCCAAGAAGAAGAGCCGGAAGCUGCUGCCCUUCACCCCCAGCGAGGACCCCGGCCGCCGCCUCACGCAGAUGGCCUCGCUCGCCACCGCGCUCACGGCCACCGGCGCCGUCUUCAGCAACGACCUCACCUACGUGCCCGGCAUGGCGCCCCGGUCCGCCAACCAGUCCGCCCUCGAGGCAGGAGGGAUGCAGGUGCUGCCGAGGGAGGAUGCAGAGACAUUGAGCCUCUGCAAGAGGAUGAUGGAGCAAGGGGAAUGGCCCCCUCUCCUCGUCGUCUUCGAUCCAGUGGAAGGAACCCGUCAGGCACUGAUGAUGAUUGUGUGCAAUUUCCUGGACAGAUUCACGGUGGAGGCAGACAGGCACAUCAAGGACCUGACCAUCAUCACCGAGUACGUCGGCGAUGUGGACUACCUUCGAAACCGUGAGCAUGAUGACGGGGACAGCAUGAUGACCCUGCUCUCUGCCGCGCUGCCGUCCAAGAGCCUCGUCAUCUGCCCUGACAAGCGGAGCAACAUUGCGCGGUUCAUCAAUGGGAUAAACAACCACACGCCUGAAGGCAGGAAGAAGCAGAACCUCAAGUGUGUGCGGUUCGCCAUUGACGGCGAGUGCCAUUGUCUCCUGGUGGCCAACAGGGACAUCUCCAAGGGGGAGAGGCUGUACUACGACUACAACGGUGACGAGCAUGAGUACCCAACUCACCAUUUUGUAUGA